AUGUCUUACAAACCAGCAAUAUGCAGCAUGUCCCUCGGCCGAGCAUGGGUCCAUCAAAUCACCCCCAAAUUCACAGCAGCCGCCUCAGCCGGCCUCCCAGGAAUCGAAAUCUUCUACGAAGACCUCCUCUACCUCGCAUCCUCCUACCCUGGCGGUGCCACCUCCGCGAACCAACUCCUCGCCGCUCACUCAAUCAAGUCUCUCUGUAAUUCUUUAAAAUUAGAAAUCAUUGGCAUAGGUCCCUUCAACAACUGCGAAGGCCUCCUCUGCCCGAUCCUCAAAGCGCAAAAGCGCCAAGAACUCGAGCUCUGGUUCCAAGUCGCUCACAUACUCAAUACGGACAUCAUCCAAAUCCCCUGUACCUUCCUACCCGAGAGCGAUGAACGGAUAACCGGGGAUCUAGAAAUCGUAGCUCGAGACCUGAGGGAGAUUGCCGAUCUUGGAGCAAGACAAAAUCCUCCCUUCAGAUUCGCGUUCGAGAAUCUUUGUUGGGGUACUUAUAACGAUACCUGGGCCAAGGCGUGGGCGGUUGUCGAGGCGGUUGAUAGGCCGAAUUUCGGGUUGUGCUUGGAUACGUUUAAUAUCGCUGGGAGGGAGUUCGCUGAUCCGACGAGGGAGGACGGGAUGGUUGUUAAUGCGAAGGAGAGUUUUAGGGAGAGUAUCAAGAGGAUGGCUAGGACGAUAGAUGUCGAGAAGGUGUUUUAUGUUCAGGUUGUGGAUGCGGAGAGGUUGGAGAGGAAGAUGGAUGAGAGGAAUGAGUUUUGGGUUGAGGGACAGAGGCCGAGGAUGAGUUGGAGUCGGAAUUGUAGGCUGUUUUUGUGUGAGGAAGAGAGAGGGGGUUAUUUGCCUGUUAUGGAUGUGUUGAACGCGAUUUGUGGGAGUAAAGAGGAGGGUGGGAUGGGGUAUAAGGGGUGGGUUAGUAUGGAGUUGUUUAAUAGGACUUUGGUGGAUGAGAGGGAGGAGAUCCCAAUGGAGCAUGCUGUCAGGGCGAUGGAGAGUUGGAAAAAGAUCGUGGAGAGGAUGGGCUGGGAGGAUAUCAUUGAAAAGGUUAAGCAGAGGAAGCAGAUUGUGUCCAGGAGGCCAGUCGUCGAGAAUGUUCCAGAGAGGGUUGAAAUCUCGGCUAGACUGUAA
This is a messenger RNA of Mollisia scopiformis, 1131 nucleotides long. Its product is annotated as xylose isomerase-like protein. The transcript is spliced from 2 exons. The record is from RefSeq and is a predicted model, not a curated record. The coding region runs from base 1 to 1131 and encodes 376 amino acids. NCBI's taxonomy places the organism in Eukaryota, Fungi, Ascomycota, Leotiomycetes, Helotiales, Mollisiaceae.